UCAAAAAAAGCACGAACAGAUAAAAUUCCAUGGAUACCCUUCUCUCCACAACCUUGCUUCCCGCUCUUUACGUAACUCAACGGUCCUUCCCUCCAUUGAAUUACAGCUGCAGCAACUCCUCUUCUAACAGCCUCACAUACACUCGAAAUCCAAAACCCACGGCACUCCAUUUUUCUACCAACUCGACUCUUUCAGCGUCUCAAGAACAACACACCGUUUUCUUCAGUGACUGGCCUCAUCUCCUCCAACUCUCAAUUGGGUCCAAAAAUCUCAUGCUGGGUCAGGCAAUUCAUGCAUUCUUGAUCAAAUGUGACUGCCAAAAUGAUACAUUUCAGGGCAAUAAUCUUGUCAACUUGUACUCCAAAUUCAAAAGAUUGGAUGAUGCACAGCACGUUUUCGAUGAAAUGCUUGUUAGAAGCACAAUCACUUGGACUUCUCUCAUGAAGGGGUAUGCUGACAUUGGUGACUUUGAAUCUGUUUUUCAAAUUGCGCAUGAUAUGUUUUGCAGUGAGGAGAAGUUUAAUGAGCAUACUUGCUCAGUGCUUUUAGAGGUGUGUAGUUCACUGGAAGACUGGAGAUUUGGGGAAGAGGUUCACUGUUUUGUUGUAAAAAGUGGGCUCCAGGAGAAUGUUUUUGUGGCCACUUCUUUGGUUUCUAUGUACUCUAGAAGUGGCUGCUUGGGUGACGCGGAGAAAGUGUUCAGUAACAUGGAUUACAAAGAUGUUCGGUGUCUAAAUUAUAUGAUUUUAGAAUAUGGGAAGGCAGGCUGUGGAGAGAAAGCAAUGGGGGUCUUCAUUGAUCUUCUGAAUUCUGGUUUGGAGCCAAAUGAUUACACAUUUACUAAUUUAAUUAGUGCUUGCAGUGGAGAUGUGGGUGCACAUCAAGGCUUGCAAUUACAUGGGCUUGCUAUCAAGUAUGGUAUUAUGGGCGAAACAUCGAUUGGAAAUGCAGCACUAACCAUGUAUGGUAAGCAUGGGAUGGUUGAAGAGGCUGAGACAAUGUUUUAUGUACUGGAUGAGAGGAACUUGAUAUCUUGGACUGCACUUUUGUCAAUGUACGUUAAAAAUGGCCAUGCUGAUAUGGCACUGAAGGUUUUCUUAGAAAUACUUUAUCUAGGUAUUGGCUUUGAUUCUAGUUGUUUAUCCACCGUGCUUGAUUCCUGUUCAGAGUGCAGAAAUCUGGAAUUGGGACAUCAAAUCCAUGCAUCUGUUAUAAAACUUGGUUUUUGCUCUGGUGUCAAUGUUGGGACUGCUUUGAUAGACAUAUAUGCUAAAUGCGGGAACCUUCAAUCUGCUAGACGGGUUUUCGACAGUCUUCCAGCCAAAAGCACUGCCUCAUUCAAUGCAGUUCUUGUUGGAUUCAUGGAAUCACAAAGAGAUCUUGAAGCUGAUCCCAUGGUUUUAUUUAGUCAACUGAGAUUGGCUGGCAUAAAUCCAGAUUUCAUAACUUAUUCACGGCUCCUUAGUUUAGCUGCUGAUGAAGCUUGCUUAUAUAGGGGGAAGGGUCUCCAUGCUUACACUAUUAAAGCCGGAUUUGAAGCCAAUUCCACUGUAGGUAAUGCUGUAAUUACAAUGUAUGCCAAAUGUGGUAGCAUUGAAGAUGCUAAUCAAAUGUUCAAUGGUAUGAACACUCGUGAUUGUGUAUCCUGGAAUGCCAUAAUAUCUGCAUAUGCCCUCCAUGGAGAAGGCAACAGAGCACUUUCUCUUUUUGAAGAAAUGAAGGAAGAAGGAUUUGCCCCCGAUGAGAUAACGUUAUUGGCCAUUCUUCAAGCUUGCAGUUACACUGGAUUAUGGGAAACUGGGUUGCGCUUAUUCAAUGAAAUGGAGUCAAAAUAUGGGGCUAAGUCAGGAAUUGAGCACUUUGCAUGCAUGGUUGAUCUUUUGGGUCGAUCUGAGAAUUUUUCAGAAGCCAUCGAUUUCAUCAACAGAAGUCCAUUUCCAGACUCACCUAUGCUUUGGAGAACUUUAGUCAAUGUGUGCAUGUUAUUGGGGAAUUUGACAUUUGGCAAGUUAGCCGCGAAAUGUUUGCUUGAAUUGGAACCUGGAGAGGCCGGGUCUUAUAUACUUGUUUCAAAUAUGUACGCUAGAGGAGGAAUGUUUGAUGAUGCUGCAAAGUUUAGAACUAUUAUGAAUGACUUGAAAGUAAACAAAGAAGCAGGUUGCAGCUGGAUCGAAGUAGAUAAUAAGUUUCAUUAUUUUGUCGCAAGUGAUAUGGACCAUCCAAAUAGUGCUGAAAUUUAUGCAAAAUUAAAUCUAUUAAAGGUUGAAAUACACCAAACUUGCAAGGAAAGAAGUACCUCCAUCUGAUUUGGGAUCUAAUAUAAGUAUACAAGCACAGCAUCCAUCUUCUUCCUUCAAGAUUUGCAGCGUGUAGGAUUCCUGAACUUCAUCUCAUAUGGAGCAUAUGAAACUUUAUCACUUGGCUUGGAUGCAGAGGACAACAGAGAUGAAGGAAUAUUAGUCAAGGAGCUUCCCUACUGUCAACUUCUUGGCCUGGGAUCAA
Molecule: messenger RNA, 2502 nt
Organism: Prunus avium (sweet cherry)
Lineage: Eukaryota; Viridiplantae; Streptophyta; Magnoliopsida; Rosales; Rosaceae
Product: pentatricopeptide repeat-containing protein At2g33680-like
Biological process (GO): RNA modification
Molecular function (GO): RNA binding; protein binding
Source: RefSeq, a predicted model, not a curated record